Molecule: messenger RNA, 2445 nt
Organism: Frankliniella occidentalis (western flower thrips)
Lineage: Eukaryota; Metazoa; Arthropoda; Insecta; Thysanoptera; Thripidae
Gene: Orc2
Product: origin recognition complex subunit 2
Exons: 11
Coding region: 136-2103 (655 amino acids)
Biological process (GO): DNA replication
Cellular component (GO): nuclear origin of replication recognition complex; nucleus
Molecular function (GO): DNA replication origin binding
Source: RefSeq, a predicted model, not a curated record
UCUGUGCCCAUAAUGAGAAAUUCGACGUACGAACGGCGACGGCAAACGGCGCGAAAGCCGGAACUAGCCGAAACGGGGUAAAGAAAAGAUUGUUUGGGAAUUUAAGUUUUUCAAAUUUAAAUUGUUCAUUACAACAUGAUGGAUGCGUCGCCACCGAGUAGGACUUUACGCAGGAGAAAGGUAACUGUAAGAUUUGUUGAAGAUGCCAACAUUAUGCCAACUGCUGAUGAGAUACGGAAACAAGAUGGGAAAGAGAAUGCUCGUCGAAAAACAGCGGAAAAAAUUGAAAUACCUGCAUCAACUUCUUCAGCUGGUCGUCGAAAAUCUUUGCGUCAGGCUAAUAAUGAAAGUAGUACCAUGAAAGACGAUAUCUUGAUGAAAAUUGAAGAAGAAAUGUUACCCGAGGAAUUUACUGAAAAACUUCUUAAACCUUCAGCUCUCCUUGGAGAUGAUGAUGGUCCUGCCACGGUAGGGUUUCAGACUCCUAGAAAACGUAAAAGUAUGGUCCUCAAAGCUCAGGAGUCAGCUAGCAAAUAUUCUUCUCCGUGUAAACCUCUAGAGAACACAACUCCUUGCAAGACUCCUCGUAGGGGCUCUGAGGUAGUUGUCAACACCCCUAGUCGACGAGUAUCAAUAGGAGGUGUGAUUGGAGCAACACCCUCUAAGGGUGAUGGUACUCCAACAAAGAGUGCUCUUCGUAAGAGAGAGACCACUUGCUCCACUCCUAAGGCACGGGUUUCAUUGCUGAUGCAAGAUAAUUCUUCUCAAAGUCUACAGAAAAGUCAAUCAGCUGUUGACAAAACACCAGGUCGAUUAAGACUCCGAACUCGAAAUUGUAUAGAGAAGACAAUUGCUGAACCUGAGAGUGAUGACGGAGAUUUUUCUUCAGAUGAAGAAUCUUUCAAACCUAGUGACGAUAGCUCUGAAUCAUGUAGUGAUGAGUCAAUGGAUGAAGAUGAUUCCCCAAACAAAGAUGUCUUUAAGGUAGAAAAUAAGAAAAUUCAGGCAUCUAGUGUACCAAUGGCAUCAUCAUCUAAAGUGACUCGAAGGGCUGCUAAAGAAGAAAAAGAUUUUGAAAUAUCUACUGAUGCUUAUUUUGAAACUCAAAGUGCCAAGCAAAUUACUUCAAAUAAUACCUUAAGCCAACUGAAAACACCUCGACUUCAACAAGAUAUGCUUCUGAAGUUGUUAGAUGAUGUGGACUCUCCUCACCAUGAACCUAUUUCUCAACUCUCCAAUGCACAUCGUUCUUAUGUAGAACAAUGGCUAUUCUCUCUGUGGGAGGGGUAUAACAUAUUACUCUAUGGAUUGGGUUCCAAGAGACAUAUAUUACAUGCCUUACAACAAGAUGUGCUUUCAAAUUCCAAUGUGUUAAUUGUGAAUGGAUUUUUUCCUGGUGUCACCAUAAAAAACGUAGUUGAUGAUAUUUUAACUGAGAUUUUGGAUGUAAAAGAUAUACCUGCAAAUUUGUUGGAAUGUGUGGACAUGAUAGAAUAUAUCCAAUCAAAAAAAAGUUCUGAACCAAUUUACCUUCUGGUUAAUAACAUGGAUGGUGCUUCAUUUCGUAAUGAUCGAGCACAGGCAACCUUCUCACAUCUUGCUCAGAUGCCAAAAGUGCAUCUUAUUGCUUCCAUAGACCACAUCAAUGCACCUCUCUUGUGGGACCAAGCCAAAUUACGUCGAUUCAAUUUUAUUUGGUGGGAUGUGACUACCUUUGUUGCUUAUGUAGCAGAAACUUCCUAUGAGAGCUCUUUAUUGAUUCAACAAUCUGGUGCUUUGGCUCUCUCAUCAUUGAAUUCCGUAUUCAAAUCUUUGAUUCCAAAUGCUAAGAAGGUUUUCCUUCUAAUUGCCAAAAAUCAAUUGGACAAUGCCAAAAACCCGAGUUUUUCAGGUAUUUCUUUCCACGACCUUUAUUGGAAGUGUAGAUCUGCCUUUUUAGCCAGUUCAGACAGAGUAUUAAGAGCUCAGUUAACUGAGUUUUUGGAUCAUCAUCUGCUAAAGGGUCGACGUGGCACAGAUGGAGUGGAAACUCUCAUGAUUCCUAUUGAAAGUGGAAUAUUAUCUCAAUUUUUAGAAUCUCAAGAGCAAGAAACAGCAAGUUAAUGUUGAAGCUCUGCAAGAAAUUUGAUAUGUGGUUGUGAUUAUAUCAAGGUUGUGUGGGUUGUGUUUAUUAGCUGUUCUCAGCACUUCAUUUGAUUUUCAUUAUGAACUUGCUAUUGCUAUUACUUAAAAGUGUUACUAUUAGCUCUAGGUACUUGUGAUUUUAAAGCAUAAUUCUUAAAUUAUUAACUUAGUACAGUAUUUGCACAACUUUUGUUUUAUUACUCUAGUCUUAUAUUGAUGUAGAUAGAUAGGUAUUGAAUAGACUUUUCUAUUACCUUCAUUGUCUGCAUUGAAGUAUCAUGUGUCUUAAUACAUAAAUAAAUAAUUAUUUCAAACAUAUCA